AGUGCAGAGCCAGCAGGAGGAAGCACUGGUAGCAGGGCACUGAAGGUUAGCACUGAAGGAGUAGAUCCAGCAUGGAGUCAGGCUCCUUCUUCUCUGUUACAAUUUGCCACAUUCCACAUGCUUGUGGGUAAAGGAGUGAUGACGACUCUGCCUGCUUCCUGCUGUGGGGGAUGGUGAUGGUGGAACGGAACUGAUCCAGUUGGCACCGGGAAUAUUCUCGCGUCUCAGGCUGAGCGUACCAUGUUUCUGCAACUCCUUCUGCUGCUGACCCUGCUGGGCCCUGGAAGCAGCCUCUGGCCAUGGGACACCUGGGAGGAUGGAGCCAAGGAGGCCCUAGGUCUCCUACUCACCCGCGGCCGGAGACAGGUACAUGGGGAUGAAUUUGACGAGUAUGAGUAUGAUCAGCCGUUCACAGACCCUCCAGAAAAUUUGCAAAAUCGCACUGAGCCCAUGUCCUCGAGACCCCAGCUUCUGGCUUCAUUGGGAACAUUUGGACAGAGAGAUACUGCAGGGACUGCAACACCUGAGCCAGUCACUCUGGAGAUGGCCACAAGGGACUCUACUGUCCUGGAUGCAGGAGGGGCGGCCACUGGGAAUCCGAGCAUGAAACUGGCCACACAGGGAAUUUCUGUCACACUGGACCCUCUGACCAAAGAACCAGUCACUGUAAUCCUCAAAGAGGAUACAAUCACAGAGUCGGCUACAGCAGAGGCCCUGUCCAUGGGGCCAGCAGGCAUAGCAGCAGCGUCCACAGAACCCGUGUCCACAGAGGCCAUGCCCACAGAACCCGUGUCCACAGAGGCCACGCCUACAGAACCCGUGUCCACAGAGGCCACGCCCACAGAUCCCACGUCCACAGAGGCCACAUCCACAGAACCUGCUGUCACAGAGGCCCUGACUACAGAACCCACUUCCACGGAGGUCCUGUCCACAGAACCCACAGUCAUAGAGGCUCUGUCUGCAGAACUAACUUCCACGGCAGCCCCUUCCGUGGAGCCCACUCCCACAGGGGCACUGCCCACAUAUCCAGUCCCUGCGAAGGCCUCGCCUACAACACCUGCUACCACGAGGGGCCUAACCACAGCCCCUCCUGUGCCCUCCGAUCCUCCCAGAGGCAGCACCAUGGCCGCUGGCAAUUUGCCUACUGAUUCAUCCUGGAAAAGCAACCAGACUCUUUCCCCCCAGAGCUCUUCUACCCCCGGCCCCAGAGAAGUCCUGUCGGACCACAGCCCCGUGAAGCAGUGCCUGCUGGCUAUCCUCAUCCUGGCCCUGGUGGCCACCCUCUUCCUCGUGUGCACCGUGGUGCUGGCCAUCCGCCUCUCCCGCAAGAACCACCUGUACCCCGUGCGCAACUACUCUCCCACCGAGAUGGUUUGCAUCUCGUCCCUGCUGCCCGACGGCGAGGGGCUCGCUGCCACCACCAAUGGAGUCCCGCCCAAUGCCAAGAGGCAGGGCCUGAAGACAGAGCCUCAGAAGGACCGUGAAGGGGAUGAUCUCACCCUGCACAGCUUCCUCCCUUAGCUCCCAUCCCCUGCUUGAGCAGGACCAGCCCCCAGGCUGCCUCUGUGGCCUCUGCUUCCUCCAGGUCUCGGUUCCUCGGAGCCCCUGGGGAUGGGGAUCUUUAAGGCCAGGACCCUGGCCGCCCUACACAAGACUGAGAGCAGCCAAGGUCCAGGCCCCAGAGCAGGCCUGGCAAACGGAACCUCCAGGAGAGGCUGGGGAGACCUCCUCCACCUUCCAGCCUCCCAUCUGUUCUGGGCUCCCUCCUGCGGCUGUCCUCCCCCUCCCCCAAGCCCUGCUGCACUCCCUCCCCCCUGGCCGGGAGGCCCAAGCACCCAGGAAGACGGGAAAAUUCCCUGCCGCCACCCCCACUGCCAUUUUCUUCUGGUUGCCAUGGUCACUACAAGGAAGGGGCACUUUUGGGGGGACUGCCAGAUUCCUGAGUUCAUUUCCUAUUACUUCCCCAUUUGGGGUGUCUUUCUGGGGAACCUGGGGUGAGGGCUGGGCCCGUGGGGGCUGGGCAGGCAGAAAGCCCAAAGCCAAGGGCUUCCUUCGGAUCACGUAGACCAAUGAGCUUCCAUCUGGCCACUGAGUAACCCUGUCCUGUCCUCCCCCGCCGCCCCCUGUGGCCAGGGUUCUGCCUGUUCAUGGGAGUUUCCAGAGGCCAGCCUGGGCCCUGGAACAUCACAGACACUUAGUAAUGUUGGUGAAGCAGAUGAUGGCUGAAUGGCUGCUUCAGGUAGUGGGUCCUGGCACUGUUCACCCCCAGCCCCAGCCCUCACAGGAAGCCCCCUGCAUGGGCUGUUAGGGUUACUUCUGGGGGCAACUUGGUGAAUCCUUGGGAGGCUAUUGGGGAAAAGUCGUGCUGGCCCCGGGAAUCGCUCUGUUCAACUCCCAUGACCCAGUUCCAGUCUACAGAAUUUUUGUUCCCCCUAAAGCUCAGACAAAAAGGCCCUCUCUACAUCCACGCCACCCUCUCCAGAAGCCCACCCUGACCUCUCUGUUCCACAGGAGGCUUGUCUCCCAUUGCUAAUGGCCAUGCCCCACAAGGGGAGCCUGGCUCACACAGCCUGUAAGGCCUUCCUGCAGCUGACUCGCUGCCAAUCAAGUAGAGUUUGGGGCUGGCAAACUUUUUCUUAGAGGGCCAGACCUUAGGUUGGGCAGGCCUCUGUUGCAACUUCUCAAACCAUGGCAUGGAGGCGGCCAUUGACUCUGUGUCGUAAAUGUGUUUGGUUGAAUUCUAUUGGAACUUUAUUUACAAACAGGCCACAGGCUGGGUUAGGCUCUCUAAGUUAGCUGGUCCCUGACUUAAGUGUAAGGGAACCAGAGGGCCCAGUUUGCCUGGGACUUUCCCCCUUUUAGCACCAAAAAUCCUAUGUCAUGGAAUAUAAGACUUUCAGCCUCAGCAAA
Molecule: messenger RNA, 2910 nt
Organism: Phacochoerus africanus (Common warthog)
Lineage: Eukaryota; Metazoa; Chordata; Mammalia; Artiodactyla; Suidae
Gene: SELPLG
Product: selectin P ligand
Exons: 2
Coding region: 241-1521 (426 amino acids)
Biological process (GO): hemopoiesis; leukocyte tethering or rolling
Cellular component (GO): plasma membrane
Source: RefSeq, a predicted model, not a curated record